GAAACCUCUGUCCACCUUGUUGUCGUGGCAUAGUCGUGGAAGUGGGGCAGUGACCCCGAUCACACUGAUGACUAGAGCUCUAGAGGUGUAUAUAAGGAGAGCUGUCCACUGCUCGAACUUACUUCGUUUCUAGCAUCUGCCAUCCCCAGUGUUUCUUGCUCUAUCUAUUCAAACUACACUCAACCAAACUUCAACUUUCUCAAAAUCAAUCAUCAUGUUCGGCUGGGACGAGGGUCGUGACAGCUACCAACAGAGCUAUGAGUCUGACAACAAGGCUGAGCUCUCCCACGAGCUCCUUUCUGGUGGCGCUGGUUUCGCUGCCAUGAAGGUCUUCGAGGACCACCAGCGCAAGGAGGGCAAGACUGUCUCCCAUGCGUUCGCCAAGGAGCUUCUUGCUGGCUUUGCUGCCGCCGAGGUCGAUCGUCUCGCCGAGACCAAGGGUGCCGACUUCAUCGACCGCGAGAGGGCCAAGCACGAUGCGAGGAAAAAUGCCGAGAACCUCUACGACCAGCACUACGGCGACUAUGAACAGUACGAUCCCAACCAACAGCAGCCUCACGGCCACCUUCAGUAGAUGGCGCGGUACUGGGAGGAGAUCACACGGUGAGAGCUGUGCGUGACUAUGACUGUCAUCUCCGGAUAUUUUAGACUUGCUUUACGAUCCAAAUGAAAAACGAAUUGUUCAAGUCAAUGCAAUUUGCGCUUGAUGCGACCGCUCCGAUGGAGA
Messenger RNA from Dissoconium aciculare CBS 342.82, 727 nucleotides. RefSeq lists its product as uncharacterized. The record is from RefSeq and is a predicted model, not a curated record. NCBI's taxonomy places the organism in Eukaryota, Fungi, Ascomycota, Dothideomycetes, Mycosphaerellales, Dissoconiaceae. The transcript is spliced from 3 exons. The coding region runs from base 215 to 574 and encodes 119 amino acids.